UACUGUAGCCUACUGUACCUCCAGCAGCACUGCUCAAGGCUCGCAUUGGAAUAGUGGAUGGGAUAGAAAAAAAAGAAACCAGAGACCCAAAAAAACAAAAAAAAACCUGCUCGUCUCGGGACAGGAGUGUUACUCUUCUUGCGAGGAAAGAGAGUUGUUUGCUCCCGUCUCUUCUCUCCUCUUCGUCGAUAUUUUUUAAAAGGGGAUCCCCUCGAGUGGAGUGGCGAAACAUCGGCGACAUUCGUGUUUAUUUCCUCUAGUUGAGCUGCAUCGGUUAAGCAGUCGGACGAGGCAGACUUGAAUUUACCUAGCCAUUUGGAAAACAAGGUGCCCCGACUGGCUCCUCGCACCAUUGAAAAUUAAACGCUAUCGUGCCAGCUACACAGAGAGCUACGUUACGGCCUGGUGGAGAAGCAUGUGAUGACUCACGCAAGGCAGAAGGGUUCCCUCCAGCAGAGCCACAGUAGCGCUGAGUGGUGGGACAGCUGCCCUCUUUGGACACAUGGUGGCACUAUGGGUGGUGCCUGGCCAGAGCGCUCCCUACGAUUCGGUAGGACAAAGAAGAUAAGCGAGGUCAUCAAGCAACGGAAAGUCAUGGCCAAGAAGGUAACUGACAAGAGAGGAAAAAACGAAAAAUCAGAUCAGCACAGAAAGCUGGACCGGAGGCGCGACAAGAAACGCAACAGGAAGUUGUAUCCUUUGCGGGGGAGGACUGGAGGCUCAGAUGGAGAGGGGCUUAGCUGCCACGUCCUCCUCACCCGAUUGGAGGAAAGCAUCCGCGAACAGAAAAGUUCUGAAGAAAGGGAGAGAAAGAUAUCUCUUAAACAAAAAUCCAGAAAAGGGAAAAGCAGCAGUGAAAGAAAAGAAAAACAGUUAUCACCAAAAACUAAAUCAAAGUCGACCAGCCCAAGUCAAAGCGAGUGUACCCAUGUCCUGCAACCGCGUAAGCGGCGACUGGCCUCUUUGAAUGCUGAGGCUGUGAACAGUCUACUGCUUGAAAGAGCCAUAGACCCUCAGCCGGCAGCCAAACAGGCUAAGAGACUAGAAGAGCCCAUGAGUGGAGGAGGUUCUCUGGAUGCAGAUUCAUCCAGGAGUGGCCUCCAUGGAGGUCCGAAGGCUUCACGAGGAAACACCAGUAAAGCCUCCACGUCUCACAAACUUGAACUGUGCCAAAACUCUAAGCAGGUCAAGAAGGCCAAAGCCAACAAAGGAGAGGAGAGCAGGGGGAUGAGUCUGGAGAGCCUGCAUGCUCCCGCCCCAAGGCGCUUGGCUGGUCUCAACGCCGCAGCCCUGCUGAAGUUAACCAGCUCGUCUGCUACAAGUAAACAGAGAAUGAAGGCUGCACCCACAGCUACUGUCACAUCCGACGGCAAGGCUCCGGCUGCGGUCCCAACCCCAAAACAGCAUUCCAGAGUCAAACACAAAGGGCGAUCAGAAUACCAGAAGGGGAAAAAGGACUCUCACUUGCACAGUGGCUGCACAGCUUGCAAAAAGAAGGCGGACUUUGAGCCCAAAGUGGAGUGGGAGACAGGCAGCUGCACUCACAGACUGACCAAACCUGGCUAUCAGUCACGCAGCAUGCUAGCAUACCCGCUAAAGCAAGUGAAGGAAGAGCAGCUGGAAACCGAACUGAGCCCAUACUACUGCUGUCCCCCAGAGGGCUCAGUGGAAUACUGUCACCGCUUGGCCUUCUUCCUAGGCCAGCAACCUUACGGAGAGUCCGACGAUCAGCCACUUAACUCAGCCAUGACCCCUGUGAAGCGCGAGUGCCUCGUAACCUCACCGUCCCUGACGCAUUCCCACCCACAUACAGCCUUGACCCUCAGCCCCCACCCUUGCCUCUGCACCGCCGACCACUGCUUCUCCAGCUACUACGUUCACAUCGCCCAUCCGACACACACUGGAACAACGUCAGCAAGCCUGGCCCCGCGACCUCUGAGCUUUGCCCCCUCCAGUUUGUGCCCUAAUCAGAUGACAGGCUCCAAGCUGCUGGGUCCGCGGAUGUCCCACUCUCCUGGGCUGCCCCAUCCUGCCUACUGCAACUCGGUGACUUCGCCCUGUUACGGUGAAGCAUGCGGGAUCAGCGGCUACACCUACAGAGCCAUGCCUCCCGUCACCAGCAGGGCUUGCUCUUUCAGCACAGGAUGCACUGGAUGCACGCACAGCAUUAAAACAGAGGGUUACACCUCCACUCAGGGUGACCACAGCUCCUCCCUUCUGGUUCCCCCCUCCAUGCCCAUCUCCAGCUGCCCUUUAUCCAGCGUUCCCACUUCCACCCAGGCUAAACCCCACCUGCUGACCCCGCUGUCGGGGCGAGACCAGCCCCAGGCCAGAUUAAAGCUGGCCAGAGAAUGCCCGCAGAGCACCAAACCCUCCAACGGCUCCCUGUCCAUGGGCCGCACACGGCUGCCCCAGAAACAGCCGUCGCCCGUGCCAAGCUUCAGCAGCGCCAAACAAAAGAGAGUCAGCCGCAGACGUGCCACCAAUGGCUGGCGGCCUGUCGGGAUGCCCACAGAGAAGGAGGUUUUUAUUGCGGGAGAGGAUGAGACCGCCCUGCGGCAGUGUUAUGAAGGAGUCGAGAGGGACGGUGAAGUGAUACAUGUCAGAGACACUGUGCUGCUACGAUCAGGCCCCAGGAAGAAAUCUCUCCCAUAUGUUGCCAAGAUAUCAUCACUGUGGGAGGACCCCAAAACAGGAGAGCUGAUGAUGAGUCUUUUCUGGUACUACCGACCCGAGCACACCCAGGGAGGCCGAGAUCCCAGCGCACACUGUGAGAAUGAGAUUUUCGCCUCUCGGCAUCAAGAUGAAAAUAGUGUGGCCUGCAUAGAAGACAGAUGCUACGUUCUCCCAUUAGCCCAGUACUGUAGAUUUUGUGCCUUGGUGAAGCGGCGAGCCGAGGGCGCCCCACCUGCCAGCAUGGUGCCCUGCUGCCCCGACUUCGCACCCCCUUCCCACCGCUGUGUGCCCACAGAUGUCGACCCCGAGCUGGUGUAUCUCUGCCGGCACGUCUACGACUUCCGCUACGGACGCAUCCUGAAGAAUCUGCAGUAGAAGGAGAGGUGGCGUCAAACCCAUGAAUUAAUCAUCACCUAGCUCCCCCCCCCCCCCCCCGCUACACAGAGAGGGGGUUGAAGGACUGAACACCCCUGUGUUUUCUGUUGGGCACCUCACUAUACGAGGGAAGGGGGAGGUUGAGGUGGGACUGGUUUUGUCAAGGGACAGAUGAAGCAAAAAUUGUUUGUGACACCUUAUGAAGCACAGAUCCCUUUAGAGGACUAACGUGGAGUUACAACGCGAUGAAUUGAUCCAUCUCAGUCAGAGCACCAACAUUUCCUGGUUGGGAAGAGCGAGGAAGGGAGAAUUCAUUUAUCAGCUUGGAUUUUUCAACUUCCACCACACUCAAAGGUUACAUGGACCAUUACCAAGCUUGUGUAUGCCCCCCCCCCCCCCCCCCUCCCCCCCUCCAGGCCCCUUUUCCCCUACUGGCCCCCUUUCCCCUCCCUCCACACACCUUUGCCUGCCAGGAAUGAUGAGUACCAGGCUGGACUGGGCUGUUGUCAGUACCGCGUUUCCCCUAAAGCAUCUUAGCAUAACAAUCAUGUUUGUUCCAUUUGUAAGCCAGUGGCUCAGGGAUGGUCCGGCGCUAAGGUGCUUCCGGAGGAACACAAGCCUGCGCUGUCAGCUCAAUGUUAACGCUGUUCAACCAUCCAGGGUGAAGGAGCAGCUAAUGGAGAGAGUCGUCUUAUUUCUCCUGAUUUGAGUUUGUCUCAGUUGAAAGAGCGAGUGUGAUAGUGAGUGUUGUCAGUGUGGAUAAAUGGAUAAAUGUGGGUAUGUGUGAUGGUUUUUUUAGGCGGCUUUCAGGCAAUCAAACCAAACAAGCAGCUUUAGAGGAAGCGGAGCUCUCUCCCUGUCCUUUCUCCUGCGUGCCACAGCACACUGACACUGACAGAAACAUUUUCAUCUCGAACGAUGCUCUGCGCAGUCUAAAAUACUGUACAUGAAGGGGGUUUGUCAGACAGAUCUUUCCUUACCAAAGUCGACUCUAGAGCAGGGCUUCUUUAACUUGGGAUCAGGACCUUUAAAAAGGCUUUAAACUGGUUUUAUUCAUGACAAAAGCCCCAGCAGACACAGUCCUGGCUUGAGGAAGCUUUGUUCUAGAGAGGCUCUUCUAAGGGUCCAAUAGGGAGAGCCCUUACUGUGGAGCCCUGUGAAGGUUUAUGAAGAGGAGGGCCAUCGUUCAUGGUUAUUUUUUGUUUUGUUUUCUCUUAUAUUUCGCCACCUUUGAUGUUCCCUGUGACUUGCCUUAUGACCUGCAGGUAGAGAUUUAGGCAGCUAGUCUCACCAUGUACAACUAGAAAGUGGUAGAACAGGUGUACUGUAGUCCCAAGAAAUAGGGUUUUGUCGACUGACUGACGGCUGUGACACAAUCACUGGAGAUGCACAUUGAAAACGCACUGGUUUAGGGCUGUAACUAAUAGUUAUUGACACUAUACAUUUUCUCAGUAAAUGAGUUGAUUAUAUUGACUUUAAAUUAAAAAAUGCCCUUUUUUUAUUAACCAUUCCCAAGGUGACAUCCUCAAAUAUCUUGUUAGGUCUUAUAACAAUCCCACAGAUAUUCAGUUUAAGAUCAUGUAUAAGGAAAAAAAAGAAUGAAAUCUUUACAUUUGAGGGCAUUUUUGUAUAGAAACUGACCAAAACAAUUAGGCCAAUUCAUUUUCUGUCCGUUGACUUGCGUUGCAGCUCUACACAGUCGCACCAAAUGAUUUUAUCCCCCAUUGCCUCUGUGAACAGUGCACUUUUCACAUCGUUGAGCUGCUGCGCUCUAGCUGCUCCCCUCACCGCUCCCCUCGUGUCCCAAAGCACCAACAACAUCUCAGAAAUGUCUGUUCUACUUGCUCUAACUCUAUACCCACACACCGAUUUCUGUUCCUCCUCCUCUUUUGAAGCUUCCCCUCCCCCGUCAGAUAAACCAAAGGAUGUCACACAAGCCAGAGUCCCUGUCUCCUCCCUCGCACUUCUUCUCCUUGUCAGCACUCCAGCCCUCGUUCCCUUGUUAUAUUGCACUAAUCCAUUCCUUAAUUACAACAAACGUGUUCAACUUUUUUUUACAUUUUUUUUUUAAUGUUCCAGCUACUAAUAUCUUACCGGGGGGAACAUACUGUGUAUCAUUUAUGUGUGUGUAUGUGUGUGUGUGUGUGUAUGUGUGUGUGUGUUUUGUAGAGAAGGAAACAGUAAGGAUGUCAUGGCUGCUUUUGUCAGUGCAAACUGUAUAUUUCUUCGCCAGUAGAGGAGUUGGCCAGAAUGUGUUCGUCAUGUUACCUGAUGCACAACCUGUUGAAUCCCAUGGAAUAUAUACAGUAUAUAUAUAUAUAUAUAUAUAUAUAUAUAUAUAUAUAUACAUUACUAGAGUCAUUCCAUUUGAAUCUUUCAAUCAGCUCUUACAUACUUAUAUAAAUAUACAGUAUAUAUAUGUAUGUAUCCACAAUGUUAAUGUGAUUAGAUUUCAAAAGGCAUCUGGAUGGAGGCCUUGACUUGUUGUGCGGACAAACAUAGCACCAUGUUAGAUGUGUGUUUGGAUUUGAGGGGUAGUGUGGGUGGGAAUGCGGGAGGGGGGCGGAGGGGGGGUUGGUGGUUGGGUCGAUACUUAAUUGAGAUGUGGUGGAUGUCAGACCACGCUCAUUCAUUGCCUUUUAACCUGCAAGUGUUUUACUGUCACUCAGAAAACGAGUAGUGUCGGAGUGUGUGUACCUUUAAAAACAGAAAGAGUACCCGAUUGCUUUCCUACGCAGCAAACGCCCCCGUACUUCAACAUUGGAUAAGCCGUAAAAAGUUUCCAAUACUCUAAAGCCAUCUUAAACCUUUUCUCUAUUUGAGCAGCAUGAAUCCCAAAACCCAAGCAAAAUCAAAUCUUUUUUUAAAAAUUAUUAUUUCUAUUUAAGUCCAGAUUCUUCAAAGAGGUAAUAUAUAUUCUCCUACUUUACAAUUUCUCCUUAUUAAGAAUAUUUUAUUAUGUCAAUUUCCUAAGAUGGCAUAUGCAAUAUAUUUUUAGAAUUACUAUUUUUGGAAAGUGAACUUAACAAAUUAAGAAAAGAAUAUGCAUUACGUUUAUUUUAUUUCAAAUUAGUUUCAAAUCAUCGCAGCGUUAAUUGAGAUUUGACCAAAUGAAAGAAAGAGGAGAAUGAAGGGACUUUAAGGUUGCAGAUAAACUCCCUUCCAGGCGAUUUCUAAUGAAGUGUACAUAUCUGAACCCUAAUCCAGGAAGCACCGGGCACUCUUUUAAACAAGCGGACAGCCAAUGCACAGUGUAGUAUUUUUGCAAGAUCUGUAAUAAUUAUAUUUAAAGUAAGAAAAAAAUAUUUAAAUGGAGUAAACAGUACAAUAUAUUAAGAUUUCAAUUUAACUUAUUUGGAAAUACUGUGUCUAAUUGAUUAACUAUAUCCUGUUUCUUUGUGCUCCAGGAUAGAAAUGGUUUCUGUUUAUUUGUAAAUUAUGACUUUAGAGAUUAAAUGAUUGCGGUUGUGGACAGAGAUGUAAAUGUCGUUUGGUUUAUAUCAUUUCGUUGCCAGGGGUGGAGAUGAGACCAAAGCACACCCUGGCAGGAAGGAGAGCUGAAGUGGCGCCAAACACAGUCGAACGUGUUCAGACUCCCGUUUCUGAGCCCAGACCUGUGUUAGGAGAUAACUUCAAGCUCUCCUGCUAACCUGACUGACCUUAAGUGUGACAUUUGGGAGAUUUACCGUAGCAACAUGGUCACCUGAGCCUGUAUUGAUUUGUCCUAUUAAGGGAGAGACGGUGAACACCUGAGACAGGGCAGGACAGGAUGGGAGAGGACGUCCUCUGGACUGCAGGGAGGAGAUUCCCUCAAGCGCUGAUUUAAGACCAGUUUCCCUUUCUCUAAAUUUAGCCCACCAUCAUAGACGGUUUCAGGAAUUACUCAACUAAUUAAAACCACAAGGUCUCCAGUAGGCUGAAAGGAUUUUAAUACAAUACAUGAGUUAAUUAAAUUAAAGCUUUUCUGAAUGCUCUCUCCCACCAUCCAAGUCAGUUUGGCCACUGUUGCCUUUCUCCCAGAUGUACAUUGAUGGUGUUUGGCCCCUAGAGGGCAGGAUUUUCUAUGUGCGCAGAGCAGUCUCAUGGCCACGUCCCAGGCUGCUCUCCUCCUCUGCUUUCCUUGUCUCCUUAUCUUAAGGCAACUAAAAGAUGCAGGAACUCUUUUAGAAAAGCAGAUGAAGAAAUCUCAGCAGGGACGUCCCCAUGAGUCGUCCUCCCGAGUGCUGGCCAGCCUUGAAAAACGCAUGGACUAGAUUGUAUGUUAUUAUUUACUUUCAUUUCCUAGCAGCUUUGCAUGGACACAGUUGCAAUCCUUUGUACACCAUGACGCUCGAGCAGGGCUGGCACUCAGGAGCACACAUUGUCUGUGUAUGUGGGGCCGCCCACAGAGGCCAAACACUGAGUGAACUUUCACUGAUGCCACACAGCCAUGAGUCAAAACAAAAGCACCCGACCAACCCAUGAGAUCUUGCUUUCUGUGGUCUGUAUUGAUGCUUAUUGUCGACAUAUAUUUUGAUAUAUUUGGAAAAAACAGGGGAUAUAAAAAGUCUAGAUAUUUUUGGAGUAGAGAAGCAAUGUGUGUAUCAGAUUAUUGUCACUUUGUCAUGCUCUCUGAAAAUCUCUCUGAUUUUUUUGGAAGAAUUAUAUAACAUCCCUACUGAUUUAAUGUUCCAUUGAAAGAAUAUUUAUAAAUUUUAAGUCCUUU
Molecule: messenger RNA, 7756 nt
Organism: Scomber scombrus (Atlantic mackerel)
Lineage: Eukaryota; Metazoa; Chordata; Actinopteri; Scombriformes; Scombridae
Product: bromo adjacent homology domain-containing 1 protein
Exons: 7
Coding region: 421-3051 (876 amino acids)
Molecular function (GO): chromatin binding
Source: RefSeq, a predicted model, not a curated record